AUGAUUAGUUCUGGCAGUGAAUUUCAAACGAUUCAUGAUGAUUCACAAGAUUCAAUGGCUUUAUCUCCUCAAUUAAGUGAAAUAAAUUCCCAAUUCUCAAAUUUUGAUCCAAAUUUGGAUAGUAUGAAUCAUGCUGGUGGGAAUAAUAAUAAUAACAAUAAUAACAAUAAUAACAAUAAUAAUAAUAAUAAUAAUAAUGAAAGUAAUAAUAACCCAUCUAUUUUAACAAAUAAUACUACUAAUUCUUUCAAUGACGGUACAUCAACUCAGCUAGUUAACAGAAUUCAAGAUAGCGAGUUAUUGCAAAGUGCCGCAAUCCAAAAAGUACUCAAUUCUGAUGUUGCGAUCAAUGCCCUGUUAUUUAAAUUUAAACAGUCGUUAUUGACCUGCGAAGAGUUUAUUAAAUUUCUAAGAAAGAAAUAUAUGUUUGAAGAUGAACAUACCCAAGAACUUUUAAAGCAUUAUAGAAACUUCUUUCAAGCAAGUAAUGGUGUUUCUUCCUUAAAAAAGACUUUCCAUGAUAUUUUACAAUUUGAUGGGAAAUUAGGACAGGUAAAGCAAAGUUAUGUCAAAGCAUUACAAAAAAUGUACGAUGAAAUAAGUUCUCUAUUAUUAACGAUGACUAAAGUCAGAAAGUCUAUUAAAGAAAAUUCAAAAAGAUUGGAGAAAGAAGUCAUGGAUUCUAUUCAUAACGCUGAAAAAGCACAAAGCCGUUAUAAUUCCUUAUGUCAAGAUUACGAAAAGUUAAGAAUGGAAGAUCCAACAAAGACGAAAUUGACUUUGAGGGGUUCAAAGACAACAAGAGAGCAAGAAGAGGAGUUGUUAAGGAAAAUAGAUAUUGCAGACCAAGAUUACAGAUCAAAGGUUGACCAUGCUAAUUCGUUAAGGGAUAAUUUUUUACAAAGAGAGAGACCUCAUAUUGUGACAGAACUGAAAAAUUUGAUUCUUGAAAUGGAUACUGCUAUGGCAAUACAAUUACAAAAGUAUACUAUAUAUACAGAGAAUUUGAUUUUGAAUAGUGGUGUUACAAUAACUCCCUUCAAUAAGUUGGAAAAAUCUAUGAAAUCAAUUGCCUCUUCUGUACGAAACGAGAGAGAUCUUUAUAUAAUGCUAAACAAAUAUAAUAGUGGUAAUAAAAACACUUUAUUAAUUAAUAAAAACUUGAUUCCAAUUAAUUAUAAAAUUCAUCCAUCUAUGGAGAGACGAGCAGCUGCUAAAAAAAAGUCUGCUCCUAAAUUUGCAGUUGAUCCAUCUAGGAACUCAAUUCCAAAAAGACAAAUAUCAACACAUAAUGAUUCUCCUUUCACUAACACAUCAAUAUCACCAACAGCGUUUGUUAGACCGAUGGCUUUAAAUAAAAACCAGUCUUUACCCAAUUCAGAAUCCUUCUCCACUGCUAUAUCACAUGUUUCCACGCCAUUAACACCAUCUACAUCAAGUUAUUCCUUAGUCCUGAAUAAUAAACCUUCCAGCUCAUAUAACAAUAUUAAUAGUCAUAAAAAAAAUAAUAAUAAUGAAGGUAAUAGUGGUGAUACUAACACUAGUGAUACUAUAAGUAGCAACACAACCAAGGAUAAUAGCCCACAAAGAUUCCCAUCAUUAGAUCCAGGCAAAAAAGAAUAUCGAUUACCAAGUAUACCGGCAACAUUAGCAUCUCUUAACACAGAUGAUUCAGAUAGACCAGUAUCACAUGUACAGACUAUUUCUAGUUUACCACCUGGUAUACAAAAUAAUUUCAAAACAUUUAAUGUACCUUUAGAGAAUCUCAUUGAAUUUGAACAAGAUAUGGUUCCAACUAUAGUAUCCCAGUGUAUAUAUGUGGUAGAUAAGUAUGGGCUAGAUUUAGAGGGUAUCUAUAGAAGAUCAGCAAAUGUAUUAGAUGUUAGUAAAUUAAAAGAGGAAAUCGAUACAGACCCAUCGAAUAUUUCUAUGAUUUUACCACCCAAGGACUACACUGAUGCAGAUAUUUAUUUAGUUGGAUCCCUACUAAAAACUUUUUUUGCCAGUCUUCCUGACACUUUAUUACCUCACAGUAUAUCAAAUGAAUUAAAGACUUGCUUUGCUAUUGAUGAUUAUACAACUAAAAAGAAUUUUAUGCAUGGGUUGUUAUAUAAAUUACCUGAUGCACAAUAUUGGACUUUAAGAUCAUUAUUAUUUCAUUUAAAAAGAGUGUUGGCUCAUGAAGAACAUAAUAGAAUGAAUUUGAAAGCUUUAUGUAUAAUAUGGGGUCCUACGAUUAUUCCACCAAAUGAUGACGACGUUAAUGAUGUCAAUUAUCAAAUUGCUUUAAUGGAGGUAUUAAUCAAUGUGGCUGAUCAGGCUUUUGAACCUGAGUAA
This is a messenger RNA of Arxiozyma heterogenica, 2337 nucleotides long. It is a transcript of the gene RGD1, whose product is annotated as GTPase-activating protein RGD1. The record is from RefSeq and is a predicted model, not a curated record. Gene Ontology annotation, biological process: regulation of GTPase activity; signal transduction. The transcript has a single exon. Gene Ontology annotation, cellular component: cytoplasm. NCBI's taxonomy places the organism in Eukaryota, Fungi, Ascomycota, Saccharomycetes, Saccharomycetales, Saccharomycetaceae. Bases 1 to 2337 code for a protein of 778 amino acids.